AUGGCGAACGAUGAGUUGAAUAUUGAUCUCGGCAAGAAAAAACGUCUGGCUGUCAGAAAAUACAAUGGCAUCAAACUGGUGGAUAUAAGGGAAUACUAUACAGAUGACCAGGGCGUUUCCAAACCUGGUAGCAAGGGUAUUUCACUUACACAAGAGUCUUGGGACCAACUUGUGUCGAACAUAGAUAAGAUCAAAGAGGCAUUGGACCGGCUCGAGGCUCCCCCAAACAAGAAGGUGAAGUCAGAGUUGUCAAAGGAGACCGUGGAUAGUGCAGAUGAAAGCGAAGAAUAA
Kuraishia capsulata CBS 1993 is the source of this 291-nucleotide messenger RNA. RefSeq lists its product as uncharacterized. Gene Ontology annotation, biological process: positive regulation of transcription initiation by RNA polymerase II. Gene Ontology annotation, molecular function: transcription coactivator activity; DNA binding. Gene Ontology annotation, cellular component: transcription regulator complex; nucleus. The record is from RefSeq and is a predicted model, not a curated record. Lineage: Eukaryota; Fungi; Ascomycota; Pichiomycetes; Pichiales; Pichiaceae. The coding region runs from base 1 to 291 and encodes 96 amino acids. The transcript is spliced from 3 exons.